Messenger RNA from Arachis ipaensis, 681 nucleotides. RefSeq names its product peptidyl-prolyl cis-trans isomerase Pin1. The record is from RefSeq and is a predicted model, not a curated record. Gene Ontology annotation, cellular component: nucleus; cytosol. Gene Ontology annotation, molecular function: peptidyl-prolyl cis-trans isomerase activity. Lineage: Eukaryota; Viridiplantae; Streptophyta; Magnoliopsida; Fabales; Fabaceae.
CAUACUGGUGAAGCACCAAGGUUCGAGGCGCAAGGCGUCGUGGAAGGAUCCAGAAGGCCAGGUCAUCAAAAAGACCACCAGAGACAGCGCCGUCUCUCAGCUAAAGGCCUUCCGUGACGACAUCGUUUCUGGCAAAGCCAAGUUUGAGGACAUCGCCUCUCGCUUCUCCGAUUGCAGCUCUGCCAAGCGCGCCGGGGAUCUCGGUCCUUUUGGCCGUGGCCAGAUGCAGAAGCCUUUUGAAGAAGCAACUUACGCUCUGAAAGUUGGUGAGAUAAGCGACAUAGUGGAUACUGAUAGUGGAGUUCAUAUAAUCAUGAGAACAGGUUGAUUACUGCAUGGACCAUGGAGUAAUUUUGUGUUGCUCCUCCUGCUUGGAGAGAACAGAUUACAUCUUUUUCUAGAUUGGUGCGAGUAUUGUUCAUCUGGAAUUUUCUUAACCUACAAAUAUUUUAGACAUGGCAUAGCCAGUGACCUUGUAUGAUUCAUGCUUUAUUGUUUUCUCUGUAAUUGGAAGUUGUAUGCGUAACUUUGGAUGGUUGAAUGCUGACAGUGACAUGACAUUUGUACUCUCUUUUCCGCGACUAGCGGCCGUGAACUAUAUUAUAUACAAGUAUAAUAUACUAUAACAAAAAUUCUCAUUGCAAUUUCAGCAUGAUUGAAUGGAUUUGAAUAUUAGUUUAA